Molecule: messenger RNA, 1346 nt
Organism: Thalassophryne amazonica
Lineage: Eukaryota; Metazoa; Chordata; Actinopteri; Batrachoidiformes; Batrachoididae
Product: lysophosphatidic acid receptor 6
Exons: 2
Coding region: 224-1192 (322 amino acids)
Biological process (GO): G protein-coupled receptor signaling pathway
Cellular component (GO): membrane
Molecular function (GO): G protein-coupled receptor activity; oxysterol binding
Source: RefSeq, a predicted model, not a curated record
CAGAGAAGAGUUCAGACACUGACUGAGACGAGCUGCACAGUGAUAAAACGUCUUUCAACAGUCAAAUCUUCUCAACAUCUGGAUUUGGAGGUCAAGCAGCAGAGUCGUACACGUUACAGACAGAAACUUUGCAGGCGUGUGAUUCAGAGGAGCUUAUGAGAAUCAGCCUACACACUGAUCUCGAGUGGAUUUAGAAGAACACCUUUCACACAAAUCUGCAGCGAUGAACACGUCCCAUGUCAACUGCAGCAACCCUUCAGCCGAGUACCAGUACCACCUGUUCCCCGCUGUCUACAUCCUGGUUUUGGUUAUAGGUCUACCGGGAAACCUGUUUGCUUUCUUCUUUUUCACCUUCAAGCUCACCCCUCGCACGGCUUUCAGCAUCUACUUCAGCAACCUGGCUGCAGCCGACAUCGUCAUCCUGUGCACUCUACCCUUCCGGAUCCACUACCACCUGCACAAAAACAACUGGGUGUUUGACGAUAUCACCUGCCGCGUCACGGGGAUUCUGUUCCAUGCCAACAUCUACAUGAGCAUCUGUUUUAUGAGCUGCAUCUGUGUGGAUCGAUACAUCGCCACCGUGCACCCGCACACCUAUCUGAGGCUACGGAGCUACUGGUUCUCUCUAGUCGUGACCGCGGUACUCUGGGGUGUCACCGGAGCUGCUAUGCUGGUCUUCGUCCUCAUGGGGCCGCUGGAAACCAACGAUGCUCACGGAUCUGUCCGCAACAGCUGCUUUGAGAAUUUUGCCAAGAAAGAGUGGGACAAGCGUGUGGGUCUGUACAGCAUCCUGUGCCUGAUCUUUGGUUCUCUGCUGCCCUCCGCCAUCAUCCUCGUGUGUUACCCGCUGGCGGCGAGGCGCAUUUCAAUGAUUCGGACCAAAACGGCUUGUAGAGCCGUGAGGGUCAUCUACACCAUCCUGGCCAUAACGGUACUGUGCUUCCUGCCGAACCAUGUGGUGUACCUGCUGCACCUCCUGCGGCGUCUGGAGGUCAUCCAGUGCUGCUCCUGUGCAAACGCCAUCUACAACGCCCGGCGGGUCACCAUGGCCCUCGUCACUCUCAACACAUGCCUGGACCCUGUGCUUUACUACGUCACUACGAGCCACUUCAAGUGGAAGUGCAUUAAGAUGACAUGGCUGAAGGCGAGAAUCAUGAGGAGGAGGGGCGUCUACACCAUAACCGUGAAGUGACUGAACCAGGGGCAUUAUGGGAAGUGAGUGCUGCGAACAAUACUCUCUGUGGACUUUAUAUAGUAAUGUAAAUAUAAUCAAACAGCCAUGAGAAAGACUUUUAAAAAUGCUUAUUCAUAUCAUUUUUUUCAAACAAAAUAAAGAGAAAAUCAGA